Messenger RNA from Mobula hypostoma (lesser devil ray), 2370 nucleotides. RefSeq names its product flavin reductase (NADPH)-like. Gene Ontology annotation, molecular function: biliverdin reductase [NAD(P)H] activity; riboflavin reductase (NADPH) activity. NCBI's taxonomy places the organism in Eukaryota, Metazoa, Chordata, Chondrichthyes, Myliobatiformes, Myliobatidae. The coding region runs from base 226 to 888 and encodes 220 amino acids. The transcript is spliced from 6 exons. The record is from RefSeq and is a predicted model, not a curated record.
AAAUCUGAGCUACAACUAUUUUACAAAUUCUUGCCGGCGUUGAUGAAUUAUUUAUUAAUGCUAAGUUUAAACUAUGAAGUACCACAGUAGUUGGAUUUAGAAAUCAAAGCAGAAAGUACAGGAAGGCACCAUAUCGGCAUCUGGGGAGCUAACUCUCACUGCAGUUGAAAAAGAACAAUGUAUACGUAGUUUGAACUUAUUUGGAUCCUCUGAGCAGACUGAAAAAUGAAACUCUUGGUGUUUGGUGCCACAGGACAAACAGGCCAGUUUCUAGUGAGACAAGCUCUGCAUCAGGACCAUGUGGUGACAGCUGUUGUAAGAACUCCUAGCAAGCUUGCUAUUCAGCAUGAUAACCUGAAGGUUGUAGAAGGAAAUAUCUUCUCACCAGAGAGCCUUGCGAAACACUUUAAUGAACAGGAUGCUGUUCUCUCCUGUCUUGGUUUCCCAAUAAGCGUGUUUUCUCAAAUUACUGGAUAUACGGAAUCAAUGAAGGCAAUUGUUGCUUCAAUGCGCCUGGCAAAAGUGAAUAGAAUUAUAGCAAUGACAUCCUGGUACACGCAAACUGAGAGUUCAGAAAAGGCCUCCUCGAUGGUGCGAUGGAUGCUAAUCCCCAUGAUUCGUACCAUACUGAACAACAUGUAUGAGAUGGAAAAUUAUUUGAACAAGGAGUGUGAGGAUCUUGAUUGGACAACAGUUCGACCACCAGGACUUCAGAAUGCUCCAGAAACAGAUAAAGAAAUAUUAACUCAUGACGGCUACUUUGUUCCGGAUCAGGAUGGAAUUCCCAUUACAAAUUCAGUGACACGAGGAGAUGUAGCUCGCUUUAUGCUUUCGCAGCUUAAUGUGGAUUCAUGGGUGAAGAAGUCUGUGGCCAUGGUAACAAAGUGAAAGAUAAUUCCUACACUUCAACAUUAACGUCUUUUCACUAUUGCUUAAAGUGGUUCUCCUUAAACAUACAAGAGACAAUACGACGUGUUACUUUGCAUGUAGCCAGGAAUUACAUGAUUAACCCAAGAUCUAAGUAGGUAUUUACGUUAAUCUCUAGUUUAUUUAUGUAUAGCUUUGGCUGCAUACAGUUACAGAAUAUUUUUUGGGUUAGCAACGCAAAAUCUAGCAGGUGUUUAUUCAUCACUAUUGGGAUAGUUAGUACUAGUUGGUCUUGCUAUAUUAGUAUAAAACAGCAAGGAAUUUGAAAAGCUAAUGAUAUGACACUACCUGAUUUUACAAACAGUUUUGAGUGAUUUAAUGACAAUAAAUGAAUUAAUUAUCAAACUAGUUGGGGGUGUCAUGGUAGCGUAGUGAUUAGCACAGAGUUUUACAGUACCAGCGGCCCAGGUUCAAUUCCUGCCGCUGCCUGUGACCUCUGGGUCGGUUUCCUCUGGGUGCUCUGGUUUUCUCCCACAGUCCAAAGAUGUACCGGUUAGUAGGUUAAUUGGUCAUUGUAAAUUGUCCCAUGAUUAGGCUAGGGUUAAACGGGGAGAUUGCUGUGUGGCGCGGCUCAAAGGGCCGGAAGUGCCUAUUCCGCGUUAUAUCUUAAUAAAUGAAUAAAUAAAAUAAUUGCAUGAAGGGAUUCAGAUGUAUUCAGAGAACAAUUGGUCAAGUAAAGAAAUAAUAAGUAAUGCAGAUGUACUUCAUCUGAACCUAUAUAUAAUCUGUAUCAACCUCGAUGUGUUGUAGAUUUGCCAUUGAUUCUGUCAAUGCAUUACUUAAUCAAUAUUAACAAAUUAAUCACUGACAAUUUAAAAUAGAAGAUAAUAGUGAUGUACAAUAGAUUCCUAAUGUAUAGUAACUUUCAAAGUUGAAGUGUUUUAUACAUUCAGGCUGGGGAUUGAAAAUCUGUACAUACUGAGUUUCUUUUUAAAUCCAAUGAAUACUUUCAUUGCACACAUCUAUUAUAUAGUUAAAAAUGUGAGUUAGUAAUGUUUUAAAGAUGUUCAUAAUUGGUUUUUAAGAUCUGAAUACUAAUUUAGGUUAAACUGAAACAAGGUAUGCAUCUUAAAAUCAGGUUGUAUUUUAUUUGGCAAAUUUAGCAUUGUCCCAAAGUUGAAACCGCUCAUCAUGGAUGUUAAAUUUGGAGUGCAAAAUGGUUGUGAAUUAUAAAUUGACUAUUAUCUCCAGGCAUACCACUUGGCUUUUAUCCAAAGUCAAGUUGAAACAAAAUUCGGACAACAGCAUCAGUACUAAAUCAUAACAUAACGUAAGGGCAUGUUACCUUGCACUAAAUAUUGUUGCAGUACUUUAAUAACUGUAUAAAUGUUAAAAAGAUUAUGCAUUGUUACAUUAAACUGCUGUUUUGCUAAAUGCAGUGUUAAAGAAAAAUCUGGAAUUUUUACAGUGAAUAUGAUUUUAAUAAAGAUAUUAUUUGCAAUA